This is a messenger RNA of Nothobranchius furzeri (turquoise killifish), 3865 nucleotides long. Lineage: Eukaryota; Metazoa; Chordata; Actinopteri; Cyprinodontiformes; Nothobranchiidae. The record is from RefSeq and is a predicted model, not a curated record.
GCGUGAAACCGGCGGACACAAAGGCCACGCGCAGUGAUUUAUCAGCAGGCUACCUUUCUUGAUCCGUUGGUCCUCUCUCCUCCGCUAAACCGAACAGGGCCUCAUUGAAUGACCGAGACUCCAGCUGUCAGAGCUCGACUAUGUAAGCCGGUUACUCCGAAACCUUCACCGACAUUUGUAGUUUUUGUUUCCCUUCUUCGUGUUUGGACAUUAGGAUGGUAUAAAAAUGGCUAAGCGACCCGGGAAUGACGACGGAAUGCUGCCGUCGCCGACCAUGAUCCGGAAUUUCUCCACGGAUUUGGACGCCGGAGACGCGGACUGCGGCGAGGGAGCUGCCGAGGACGUAUCCCUGGAGGAAAUUUUAAAUCUGUACAGCCAGCCGAUUAACGAGGAGCAGGCGUGGGCAGUGUGUUAUCAGUGUUGUCGGACUUUGGCGCAAAAACGACGGAAGAGAGGCUUCAAGUCUGCCGGUGCCUCCGCGGCGGAGUAUCUGAGGAGGAUUGAGGGACCCGAGGAUGUGGUGAUCAACAGAGACGGGACUGUGAAACUGCACUUUGAAGACACGACAGAUAAAUAUAAAUCCUCCUGCACGUCUCUAGAGGUCAUCGACUCACUGGGCAUCAUGAUCUACAAAGCUCUGGAUUUUGGCCUCAAAGACAACGAAGAGCGGGAGCUAAGCCCCCCGCUGGAGCGUCUGAUUGACAUGAUGACCAACAUGGAGGAAACGAAGAGCGACCCUUGUCCUGAUGAGGGCUACGAAGCCACAGAGGAAGAAGAGGAGGAGGAGGAAGAGGAUCGCGAGGAAAACGGGGAGGAAGAAGAGCUAGCCUUCGUUACGUCUGCCAGCCCAAUCAGCAGGAUUCAGAGCUACAGAGACAUCAUUGCGAUUUGUUCUUCCCACCUGCCCAGCCCGCUGGACGCUCCGAACCAUUACCAAGCCGUAUGCCGGGCUCUCUACGCCGAGACCAGGGAGCUGCGGACUUUCCUGGAGAAGAUUAAAAGUGCCAAAGAGAACCUUCGGAGAAUGGAAGGCGAGACUCACGGAGACCCCGUCAAAGACCUCAAUGAGCUGGAGAACGCUGAUUGGGCUCGCUUCUGGGUACAGGUGAUGAGAGAUCUACGAAAUGGUGUGAAGUUAAAGAAGGUCCAGGAGCGCCAGUACAACCCGCUGCCCAUCGAGUACCAGCUCACGCCGUACGAGAUGCUGAUGGAUGACAUCCGCUCCAAACGCUACAAGCUGAGAAAAGUCAUGGUGAACGGAGACAUCCCCCCACGGUUAAAGAAAAGUGCACAUGAGAUUAUUCUGGAGUUCAUCAGGUCACGACCUCCUCUGAACCCUGUGGCGGCCCGUAAACUUAAACCCCACCCCCAGCGCCCUCAGAGCCUCCACGAGAGGCUGCUGGAGGACAUCAAGACCGAGCGGAAGCUGCGGCCGGUUUCUCCUGAUUUGAUUCGCAGGCACCGCCUUGUCAUGCGACCACUAAGCAUGUCUUACAGUUUUGACUCAUCAGGUGCAGGGAAGAGCAUCAGCACGCCUCAGGAUUUGUUCCGAAGUCCCGCUGACUCUCCAGAUGCUCAGAGGAAGCUGACAGGAAGCACCCAGUCUCUGGCCGGGAGCUCCACGGGAACCGCUCAAGGAGUUCAGCCUCAGAUCCAAAGGAAGAGGCUCCUGAAGGCGCCCGCGCUGGCUGAGCUGGACAGCUCCGAAUCAGAUGAGGAGACCACACAGAGCAGCUCCAGUAAAUCCACGUCCUUCGUAGAAGACGCGUCUCCCGAACCUGUCGUUGCAAAGAAAGUUCCUCCGAAGCUCCCUCCGGUCUCUGCCCCCCCUCAGCCUGAGACGCAUCAGCAGCUACAGAGGAGACGCUGUGAGAAGGUGGGCUCCACCGCCGUCUGCCCGUUCCUGCCGCUGUCCAGACAGAGCGCCAAGUCUCUGCAGACUGGGAACCCCAGUGGCAAGGAGGAGUUCAGUUUUCCAAAGGAGUGUUUGGCGCUGACGGUGGAGGAGGUGAUGCACAUCAGGCAGGUUCUGGUCAAGGCGGAGCUGGAGAAGUUUCAGCAGUACAAAGAUGUCUACUCCGCUCUGAAGAAAGGAAAAAUUUGUUUCUGCUGUCGAAACAAAAAGUUCUCCCUCUUCACCUGGUCCUACGUCUGCCAGUUCUGCAAAAGGCCGGUGUGCGCCCAGUGUUCCAGAAAGAUGCGCCUGCCGUCUAAGCCCUACGCCACUCUGCCCAUCUACUCUCUGGGCCUCAGCACCGCAUCGAAGGAGAGUUCUGAUGGGAGUUGUGCUCCGGCUGAGUCGGAGAAGCAUCCCUCUGGAUCCGGAUACGGCAGACACAGCCUACGCAGAAGGUUGUCCAGGAACAGCAGCAAAGACGCGCCGUCACAGGAUGAGCUGGAGCUGCCCAAGGAGCUGACGGAGGACUGGGUCACCAUGGAGGUCUGCGUCGACUGCAAAAAGUUCAUCACGGAUACGGUCACCUCCAGCAGACGCAGCCUGUCCGUGGCCUCCAAGAGAGCUCGCAUCAACCGCAAAACCCAAUCCUUCUACAUGUCGUCGUCCCGGUCGAUCAACUUCAUGCCCUCGGAGGGCCCCAUCAGUGAGGUGUAACCCCGCCCCCUCGCUCCAAGGCUUUAUGCACUUUGGUGAACGCCUCUCCCGCGCCUCAAACCCAGACGGUUUUUCCUCUCAGGAAAGGUUUCUGCGUUUUUCCCCAACGUGUAAAGAACAAAGAACAAUGCUUUUCUUGUCGGCGGCGGCAACAUUUUGUGGAGCGUGUGAUUUAAAAAAAAAAGCUGCUGAGGUCACCAUCGUGGAGCGACGCAGAAAGCUACAGGUGGCUGCAAUAUCAUGUAAAUGUUGCAAAGGCCCAAUCGAUGUAAGCUAGCAACAACUGCUCCAGUUCCUGUUUACGUUUUGAACUCAGGAAGAUCAAUCAAGUGUGUUUUGACAGAAAUGCACUCUGCUGGGGUUGAGCCCCUCCCCCUCGCCUCCCCCUGCCUCCCCGAUCCUUCCAGCAACAUUUAUGCCAAAUGUUUAUCAUCUCAGCCGGCUCAGAUCCACUUUACCAUUAUCUCACUGAAAUGACAGACGGUUUAAAGGUGGUCUAGUAUUUAUUUCCAGGGUGGGUUUUUAGUUUUGAACUCGAAUGCGCGGUCCGUUCUGUGCCUGGUGCCAAAUUGUAACGUGUUUUUUCUGAACGCCUUUUUAGUUGCAGACCUACUGUAAAUAGAUGUGAUCAAACGGCUCCUCUGGUCUCUAAGUGGAGCAGCAGCAACACGUGAAGGGUUUGUACAUGCUGUAUAGUCUUAAAUUGUUCCAAAUUUAAUAUAAAAACCAGAAGAAAUAGCCAGGCUUUAGAUUUCUGCCUCCAGGCACUUUAUUUAAAAGCUUCAGUUAUUUUAGUCUGAUCAGAUUUCUGUUGUAGUUUAUAACGGUGUUAACAUUCCCCUCAAAAUCACACAUUGCACUUUUAUUGGGCCGAUUCCUUCUUUGUCUUAAAUCAUAAUAAUAAUGAUGAUGGGUAUAAUUCAAAUGUUUGAUUUGGUGCCAUUUUCCAGAGUCUUACGAAUGAAAAUGUGUUUUAUUGGUUGUUUCAACGUCAAUAACGGCUUAAAACAACCAACAGUUGAAUGUUUUAGAGUUGAACUGUUUUUUAUGAUUUUAGAAUGUUUUUACCCUACACACACACACACACACACACACACACACACACACACUGAUACAUACCAGCCUAACCAGCCUGGUCAAUAACGACGUUCCAAUGAAACAGUCCAGCCCGGUUUUAUUUAAAACUUCUAUAACGAAUGUGUGCAUGCAUCUACUUGUUUUUAUUUAAAAACUAUAAUAAAGAUAUCAUCAUUA